GCCAAUCACUGAUCGAGCUGCCUGUCCCCGGCGGUCCGUGGAUAAUGGCGACCGCCCCCCUGCGAAGCAAGAGGGAAGUCAUGAGGCGGCGCGGUGCGUGGCUCGGCUGCCAUUUCGGGCGAUACAAACACUCCGCCAUUUUGGCAGGCGCUGCGCUGGAGACUUUCCACUGCAGACAGCCAGGAAUUCGGGUGGAUCUUUGCAGCGAAAGUUGUGAGGUGCGCCACCCAGGUGACAGGUGAAUGUCAGGGCAGGAUUCUGCCUCUGCCCCUCCCCCUGGGGAGGCAGGCCAUGACCUGCCCGAGGGGGAGGGGACAGCGGAGGGGCCAUCUCUGGCCAUGCCGCUCAACCUGCAGCGACUGGAGAGAGCCUUACAGAUGGAGCCUUUCCUGUCACACGUGCAGGGGAUCCUGACGGAGGACAUCGCUAUCAGUGAUGACAGCAGUGAUGGAGGAGAGGAUAAGCUGCCAGUCCCCAAUCAGUCAGGAGACGGUACCGGGGAGGUAGACCAGCAUACCAAGAUACUCAACGGGGUGAUUGACCCUCCAGAUGUGAAGGAAGAGCGCUCAAGGCAUUACAACUUCAGCAAAGUGAAGAAGAGCAGGAAAUGGCUGAAGAACCUUUUGGUGAGUGACAGCUCGGACUCGGAGUCAGAGGACCAGCCAAUCAGUGAGGAGGAGUACCACAGCAUGCUGCGCCUCCACAAGUACAUGAGGACACAUCAGAACAGGUUCUACACGGACAGGGAGAACAUGCAGUACCAGUACUACAGCACAGGGUUACUGUCCAACUAUGACAAGUUCCACGAGCAUCAGCGCUUCAUCCUGGGACCCAAGAAGAAACGAAAAGAGGACAAGAAGCUGAAAGCCAAGAUGAAGAAGCUAAAGAAACUGGAGAAGAUGGAGAUGAAGAAGAUGAAGAAGAAGUCUAAAGAACCUGAGGAGGAAGAGGAGGGGAUGGAGCUUGCUGACUUGGAUGAGGAGACGGUCCAGGCCCUGAUCCAGGAAGCUGCCAAACGCAGACGGACUCUCACCCUGAAGGAGGCAGACGCACGUCGGCGCAAAGUCUGGCUGGCCAUCUGCAAGAAGGAGAUCAAUAAGGCUCAGAGACAAAGGUCAUCUGCACACAACAACAUGCUGUCCAAUUGUAGAAAGAUGGCUCAGCUUUGUCAGAAAGAGGUGCGUAAAGCUGCCAUGCAGUCCCAGAGAGUUUGUAAAGAGACACCACCAAGGGCUCGCCGUCUGACCCGAGAGAUGCUCGUCUUCUGGAAAAAGUAUGAGAAGGUGGAGAAAGAACAUCGCAAGCGGGCAGAGAAAGAGGCCAUGGAACAACGGAAGCUAGAUGAUGAGCUCAGAGAGGCUCGUCGCCAGCAGCGGAAGCUGAACUUCUUGAUCACCCAGACGGAGCUCUAUGCUCACUUCAUGGCAAAGAAGUUACGUGGGGAGAUAGACUCACGGCAGGAGGAAAUCCUCAGUCAGCUGGAAGACAAAGUGCCCCGUCGCCAAGUCCAGGUGCAGGGCAGAGUCAUGGAGCUGGAAGUGGAUGACUAUGACAGUGAACUGAUGAAGGCAACCGCUCUUCGGAAUGCACAGGAGGCUUAUGAUGCCCACCAGGCAAAGAAACGUGCCUUUGAUGAAGAAGUCGCUGCUUCUAAACGUUCCAAUCAAGAAAAAUUUGACGAAACCUUCAGCCUGGCUAACCCCAUGAUGGCGAAAGGUGAUCUCUCCCAACCCUCGUUUUUCAACGGUCAGCUCAAGGCCUACCAGCUCAAGGGUUUGAACUGGCUAGCCAAUCUGUAUGAUCAGGGUAUCAAUGGCAUCCUUGCAGAUGAGAUGGGGUUGGGGAAGACUGUUCAGAGCAUCGCUUUCCUCGCACAUCUGGCAGAGCGUGUGGGGAUAUGGGGGCCCUUCCUGGUCAUCGCCCCGGCUUCAACACUCCACAACUGGCAGCAGGAGUGCAGUCGCUUUGUACCAAAGUUUAAGGUGCUGCCAUAUUGGGGCAACCAGCAUGACAGGAAAGUCUUACGAAAGUUCUGGAAUCAGAAGCAGCUGCAGAUGCACACGGAGGACGCGCCCUUCCACGUGCUCAUCACCUCCUACCAGCUGGUGGUGCAGGACGUCAAGUACUUCCAGCGCAUCAAGUGGCAGUACAUGGUGCUGGACGAGGCGCAGGCCAUCAAGAGCAGCGCCAGUGUCAGGUGGAAGAUCCUGCUGGGCUUCAGCUGUAGGAACAGGCUUCUCCUGACUGGCACACCCAUACAGAACACCAUGGCAGAGCUUUGGGCCCUGCUCCAUUUCAUCAUGCCCACCCUGUUUGACUCUCAUGAGGAGUUCAAUGAAUGGUUCUCCAAGGACAUUGAAGGUCAUGCUGAAAACAAGUCAUCCCCAUUGGAUGAGAAUCAACUGUCCCGCCUCCACAUGAUCCUCAAGCCAUUCAUGCUCCGCAGGAUAAAGAAGGAUGUAGAAAAUGAGUUGUCAGACAAGAUUGAGAUCCUGGUGUACUGUUGUCUGAACCUGCGCCAGACCAUGCUCUAUCAGGCCGUCAAGAACAAGAUUUCCAUCGAGGACCUUCUUCAGUCUUCCGCCGGCUCCUCUUCUCAGGCACAGUCCACAACCUCCAGCCUCAUGAACCUUGUCAUGCAGUUUAGAAAGGUGUGCAAUCAUCCUGAGCUGUUCGAGAGGCAGGAGGCCCGAUCACCCCUCUUCAUACAGCCAGACGCUUUCAUCCUCCCAAAACUUGUAUAUAGGCAAGGAUAUGUAGAUAGUGUAUCAUACAGCAAGAAUAGGUACAUCUACAAUAUGCUAUAUGCAUUCUCUGCGGAGAAUGUGCAUCAUAGUCUCUUUCCUCCUAAGAAGGGCUCUACCAAAGACAUUCAUUCAGACAGCACGUUCUCGUUCCUCCGGUUCAUCAACACAUCGCCAGCAGAGGCGCACAGCCUGAUGCUGUGUGGACUGCUGGUCAGGUGGCUGGCGCUGUACCUGACACUGAAGGAGGCCUACAGGAUACACCAUCGCAGAGAGUGGCAUGCGCAGGCUGGCCACAAAAGCAGAUGUCUGGACAGGAUGGCACUUUUGUUGUCACCAUCCUUCCGUCUGUCAGCGCCGGAGAUCGCCAGCAGUACCGUCCUCAAGAACCUCGUCUUCACGAGCUACACUACAAACUUCAUCAGCCACAUGCAGCAAACCAUCCACUUCAUCCCUGAAACACCUGGACACAGAAAAAGGAGACUUAGCAAGAUCCGACACCUCUCCGUAUCUCACGGCAGCAAAUCGGGGUUGACGUCGCCCACACGGGCGCACCCCAACCCCCUGUCCCCCACCAGGAGAGCCUCUCACUCCUCCCAGCAACCCGCAGCCAACCCCGCCCGCAAGCUGUCCAGCCCCACCCACACGCCAACCUCCCCAAGGCCUAGAAGACAUCCCAGUGGUAGUGCCAGCAGCGGAGAGAAGACGGCCCCCCACCCCAAGUCCCCCACACGGCACCACCUGCUCCUGCCAAGGUCGGCAGGUGCUUCAGGGGCCAUCCCAGCCCCCGCAAUGGCCAGCCCCCCUCCCCGCUUCGUCCCUCGCCCCUCCAUCCGCAGGGAUUGUGUCCCGUGUGCUGCUCCUGCCUUCCUCACGAACAUCAUUCCAAAGGUGACCAGUCCCUGCAGGCUGUGGUACAGCAGCGAUCGCAGCGCUGGCUACGACAUACUGCGACAGCAGCUAGGUGGCGCUCCUAGUGCCAGGCCAACUGUACUGUACGGGACACCAGAACUGUACCACCAGCACCGUCAAGGGGGGUGGCUGUUCCCUCCCCCACCAGGGGGUCUGGCUGCCGUGGAGCUGGCCUGGGGUUGGUCCAAUAUACAGAUUCCAGGAGUUCAUGUGGCACAGGAAGCACACCUACAUGAGGCUGGACGGCUCGUCCAAAAUCUCUGACAGAAGGGACAUGGUGGAGGACUUCCAGCAGAGGUCAGACAUCUUUGUGUUCCUGCUGAGCACCAGGGCAGGUGGACUGGGCAUCAACCUGACUGCAGCUGAUACGGUGAUCUUCUACGACAGUGACUGGAACCCUACAGUGGAUCAGCAGGCCAUGGACCGCGCCCAUCGCCUGGGUCAAACCAAACAGGUGACUGUGUACAGGCUGAUCUGUAAGGGCACCAUAGAGGAGAGGAUCCUGCAGAGGGCCAGGGAGAAGAGUGAGAUUCAGAGAAUGGUGAUCAGUGGAGGGAAGUUUUCACCCGACACCUUGAAACCAAAGGAGGUUGUCUCCCUGCUACUAGAUGAUGAUGAGCUGGAGAAAAAAUUGCGUCAGCGUCAGGAGGAGAAGCGGCUUCAGGAGGAGGCGAUCAAAGCCAAGGACAGGAAGAGGAAGAGGGAGAAGUACGCUGCUGACAAGAGGAGAAGAGAGGCUGCAAAGAAGAAGAAGGAAGAUGUGGUUACUAUGGAAACAGCAGGGGAGCUGCUCCUCCCAUCUCAGGAGAACUCUAACCUGUCCAACCCAUCCAUGGACACCCCCGAAGGCUCCCUCAUCAGUGCAGACGACUCAGCUGUGCCUAGUCCCCUUGCCCCCAGCGAGAUGUCUGUUGGGAGUGAGGCAACGAUGACAGGUCUGCCGCAGGAUGACAGCAGCAACGACGGGCUGCUGAUUGUGGACGACCUGCCACCGCAGCAGUCAACACUGCAGCAGCAGCCUGCACUGCAGCCUGCAGUGACCCCUCCCCCUCAAGUGCAAGAAGCGCCUGCAGACAAGCCUGCCGCAGGGGCCAAGGGGAAAGGUUCCGCCCGUGGUAGGGGUCGCCCCAAAUCCAACAAAAACACUCCGGCUAAGGGAGGGAACAAGGCUGCCGGUCGUAGCAGGAAGAUCAACGCUAACAGUGCUGCCGCGAUGGCCGGGGCUCGAGCUGGAGCUGCUGCAGCUUCUGUAGCAGCCUUCCAGGCGUAUGGCUUCCAGUUCUCAGGAGGAGGUGGGACCACAUCAGGAGCAUCACCUGGAACGCCUCCCUUGCUGAGACCACCUGUUUUCACACCCCCGCCCAGCAGAAUGGCAUCAUCCCACAACACACAGCCUGGAUCGUCCCUCUUCUCCCAGGGGGUGGGGCAGGGUGGCCCCUUCAGCCAGACUGUCAGAAACAAAGGUCCCAGCCCCAGCCAAUAACAUCAGUUAUGGGGAAGAUAUACUCUGCACAAGACAGACCUGGUCUCCUUCUUCAGGUGUUUACUUCUGAUAUAUGUACAAGCAAUUGACAUGAACUGCUGGUACAGUACAGAAGUGGCCGUUGCCCCUUUUACAGGAGAUGUAUCACCUCCUGAUUGGUGCGUUUUCGAACUUGGACACCUAAUCAUGCUGCAAUGCCUCCAAACACCAUAACUCACGAUCAUACAAUACAGCAAUGGUUGCUAUUGUAUAUAUAACAUUGGCAUGAGGGGAGGUGCACUCUUCCACAAAGUGAAAGUGUGUUAAAGACAUAAUGUGAUUUGUAAGAUGACAAGAACACAUUUACUGAGGUCAUGAUCACGUGCCAAUGUAAGAAGAUUGGAGAAAUGAACUUAACUUAUAUGCAAUCUUCAGACACACACACAUCUUAUUUAUUCAGUAGGGUCUCUUGGGGGAUGGGCAAGCACUCUCACCUUCAAAUGUCAUCAAGGUCAACUAUUGUUACCUUUUCUUAAGGUCGCACCACAGAACUGUGGUGUAUAAUUAGAACUUGCACAGAACUUAUGAAAUUGAAAUUCAUUACUUAUUGGUACAAUAAAUUGGUACUGUAUAUUUUAUCUGUGCCGUCAGCAAACAUGGUGCAAUGCUGAAUAUGGAACAGCUCUGCAAAUUAUGUAUGUGUUUAUUUCCUUUUCAGUGUAUUCAAUGGUCCAUACCAUUGAGCUGAAUACAGUAGCUACCCAAAUGGUUAAAAAAUUUAAUGACCAGUUUACAUAGUCCUGAGUGCUCUAUGUGGUGAGCAACAACAGCUAAUGUAACAAAAUUGUACCAUUCAUGCUUUUUUUUACCAGAAAGGAUAAAUAAUGCAAACAUUGAGGCACUUUUUAUGAAGUCUUCCUGUUGGCACAGACUCAUUCCUUGUGUAGUAUAAUGACAACCUCCAGUGAGGGAGAGUGGACCUUUACCAGAGAAGAGUGUGAAAUGAAUGUCACCCCCCUGACAAAGCAGUGGUAGCUCCCGGCUGAACACAACAGGUGACAGGCACUACUGACAUAGAUGUAGGUGCAUCUAAUCGACAAGUAGGACGACGGAUGAAGCCAGGUGUUCCUUACCACCCACCCAGCAUGGGAAGGGGGAAAUGCAUUUACCUUUUAGCCAUGUUGGUAUAUGAUUUAUAAUCUAAGGAAAAUAGCUUGGAACAAAGAACAAUUAACCAAAGCAUUAAAUUUCUUUUAUCAAUUACUUGCAUAUUGCAUGUUCAUUUUCUACAUUUUCUUCACAAUCACCUGAUAACAUGUAAUGUGCCUCAGCCUUGUCCAAAUAUCAGGAUAACAGGCUGUAAUUUCACUCCACACAAGUGGUCAUCGUGUGCAGAUAGGUCCAUUACCAGCCACUGCAAGUUUUAUUGGCACUUAUUGGUAUUAUUACAGCUAUUUAUUUUGUCACACUGCCUGUAUGCCUGGCCCUACACGGAAUUGUUGGCAAUAACCAUUUUUGAAACCUUGUGAACAAUUCAUACUAUGUCCAGAUGGUCAGAAACGGUUAUACAGGGUCUGACAGGUGGAGUUGUUAUAGAAAUUCUAUGGUUUUCUAUGCUACUCAAACAGCCAUCUUUGUGUGUUUUAUUGUUGUACUUGGUAACUAUUCUCCUUUGUGUAAAUUGUUCUGUAGAAUUUAUCAUGAAAACUUGUUUGAGUUCUUGAACUGCAAUUUGCUAAAAAAAAAAGCUGCCACUUUUUGUCUUGGGUGGUAUUGUUUUGUAAGUGAAGGAUGUAUUUUGAAUGGUCCUUUCAAGGACACAGAAAAGUAUGGUUUUACAUGCUGUGUGUAGUUAACAAGAUGAAUAAGAAAACUUCUUAGUACCAUAGCAUUGAUACAAGAACUAAGGGUACAUUUUCAGGCAUGAAAAAAUGAAAUAUUUGACAAGCAUGUAGACACCAUACGUACAGGAACCGUAAUAAAUUUUGUUCAUAAUUUAUUUUCAUCAGAGCUACUUGAUAACUUGUGUGGUUACCUUUGUACACCAAGGCCAUACCUGAACAAUAUGAUGUUUAAGAGACUCACCUACAGUUUUGUAGCCUCUGUGUCCUAAAGAUUGGAAUGGUAUCAUUUCAGUUUUUUUUUAGGAAAGUCAUUUGCUCUCUACGGAAGUUUGGAAUAUUGUAAACAAGACAAGGUUCUGGCCCGAGAAGUUACGAUGAUGAUGAUGGCUGUGUUGUAAAUUAACUUGUGAAAAUUACUGAUGGUAUUGAAAAUGAAUUGUCUGUUGAAGACAGUAUGCAAUCAGGUCCUCUGUAAUAAACUGGUUGCCUGACUGAUA
Molecule: messenger RNA, 7459 nt
Organism: Branchiostoma floridae (Florida lancelet)
Lineage: Eukaryota; Metazoa; Chordata; Leptocardii; Amphioxiformes; Branchiostomatidae
Product: chromatin-remodeling ATPase INO80-like
Biological process (GO): DNA-templated transcription; DNA repair; chromatin remodeling
Cellular component (GO): Ino80 complex; nucleus
Molecular function (GO): histone binding; ATP binding; ATP-dependent chromatin remodeler activity
Source: RefSeq, a predicted model, not a curated record